UUUUGCAAUUCCAUAUUCUUCGAUAGCGUUUAUUUUGCGGGAAAAAAAUGUUUAUUAGCUUUAUUUCGUGCCGCCAAGUAAAAGUGUUUCAAUAAAACUUUGUUUACACAGAAAAUUAAUUGUACAAUUACGUUGAGCGCUUCAUGAGUUCAAUAACAUAAAUUAAAGUCGGUGUACUACAUGUUUUCGGCUACUUAGAAAUUUUCAAGUGCCUCAAACUAGACAACAACCGGCCCGGCGCGUUUAUUUUUAUUGAAACCCACGGCGCUCAUGUUCGAAAAUGACUGAAACGGUCGGUCAGUCGGUAGCUCGCCAAAAGUGGCAAAUUGCUGGUAACGAAACUAAAUGUUUCUUGGCUCUACGAAGGGCGGUGGAUGGUAAUAUAGGCAAUGCUGUUGACUAUAUAGACAGACGCUAUUGCGGUGGUUGUUUUCUAACGAAGCCAUCUUCGCGAUGUUUGCAGCUUCCUGUAAAUCGAUUGACACACAUAUUCAUACACAUGCAAAAUCGUCAGUGACUGUUUUUGCAGAUAAUAAGAAAAAAGAAAAAUAGUGAACACAAAACAUCUUUUAUGUGGACAAGCAGAUCCUUAGAGUUAAGAAAUCAUAAAUUAUAGAAAUAAAUACAACUAAAUUCCUAGACAUCUAAAGUAUAAUGAAUUCCGUCAGUACUAGUAGUUAACAACUUCCUUUUCCGUUUUGGAGUCAAUGAAUGUUAUAAAUUUGAAAUGUCUUUAGUUGCUUACGCGGCCAGCAGUGAUGAGGAUUCUGACCAUUCCGAAGAAGAAGAAGUUUCCUCUUCCCACACUAAAACCAAAGGACGAGUUGUAUCGGUGACACCUGUGGUCAAUGGUAAUCUCGGCACAGGCACAAUAAGCGACGACGAAGAUGAUUAUGCGCCAACCGAAUAUACAGCAAUUUCAAAAAGUAAAAUAUCUCAAAGUCUUUUAUUGCCCCAACCAAAAAAUAUAAUUGAAGUUAAAGCACCAGAAGAAGAGUUCGACCUAACGCCAAUUUUUGCAAAACUUCCAUUACCCAAAAACACCGUUGAAAAUAAUGCAACUAUCGAAGAAGAAGACGAUGAAUUUUUACAUAAAAAGGCGGUAGCAUCGUCUGAAGAAGUUAAACCUAAACCUGUGCAUGUGGCACCCAGUAAAGGUCCUGUUAAAAUUACAAUUCCAUCAUUGAAAGAUUUUAGUGACGUUGAAAAAGAUAUUGCUAGAAAAGGGAAAAUCAAGCAAUUACCCGAAGGACAGAAAAAGUCUAGUUUAUUAAGCAUGCUACCACAAGCGAAGUCAGAGCAGAAUUUUGCUAAGGCUGCUCCUAGCAUCGCGUCAAAUGAUAUUACACCUCAGGUGAAAAAAACUCCAUCACUUACAAACAACCCAUUUAUUCCGGAUGCUGUAAAAACUCGACGUCCCGCAUGUAACACCGAAGGUGUUGAUGGUAUAAAAAAACCAAUAAAGAAGCACAAACCCACCGAUAAAGCAAAAAUAUCGUUGGUCAACUGCAGUGACAGUGACGACAGUGGCGAUGAACCCGGUGAUUUCUUCUCCCUCAAUUCCGAAGACAAACUACCGGAAGUUAGCAUUAACGAAAUUAAUGCUAUGGUCGCGGAACGUGCUGUUAAAAUGGCAAACGUAACGACAGAAUUCUUAAGAAAGUUUACAGAAAACAAACAAUCUGGGGAAGAAAAUGUAGAAGUAGAAAACGAGAGGCGGUUGGCAGAAAAACGAACUGAGCAGCCUGUUUUGGAUAAGACUGCUUUGCAAGCACUGACAGGCACUAGUUCCAAACGAAGAAAAAGAGAAGAAAACAUACAGGUUGUGGAUAUCUCAAGCGCCGAAGUACUACCAAGCAGAGAAGAAUGGAUGCGUACAGCUUUAGCGUCUUCUACUGCCUACCAACCAACUGGUGUUUUAGUUGAUGAAGAACCGGUAGCUGGUACUAGGCGAAAACAUCAAAUCACCUAUCUGGCACACAAAGCGAAAGCCAACGAAGCUGAAUUACAAGCAAUGUGGUCUGCGAAUCGUCAAACUCGGAAGGCAACCCAAAGCAAAUACGGGUUUUAGAAUGUAUUCUUUAAUUCUUAACUAUAUUUAGUACAUAAAUGUGUUAAUUUACAUUUUUUAAACAAAUAGAUUGUAUAAAAAUGAAAGUGUAA
This is a messenger RNA of Bactrocera tryoni, 2163 nucleotides long. Its product is annotated as proline-rich protein PRCC. Gene Ontology annotation, cellular component: nucleus. NCBI's taxonomy places the organism in Eukaryota, Metazoa, Arthropoda, Insecta, Diptera, Tephritidae. The transcript is spliced from 3 exons. The coding region runs from base 728 to 2071 and encodes 447 amino acids. The record is from RefSeq and is a predicted model, not a curated record.